Molecule: messenger RNA, 731 nt
Organism: Umbelopsis ramanniana AG
Lineage: Eukaryota; Fungi; Mucoromycota; Umbelopsidomycetes; Umbelopsidales; Umbelopsidaceae
Exons: 3
Coding region: 42-320 (92 amino acids)
Biological process (GO): proton motive force-driven ATP synthesis
Molecular function (GO): proton transmembrane transporter activity
Source: RefSeq, a predicted model, not a curated record
CAAAGAAGCACUUUCCUUUAUCCUCUAUCAUUUCCCUGAUCAUGGUCAACGCAUCUUUCGUUAAUGUCGGCCGCUGGUCAGCGCUCGGUCUGGGUGUCCUCUAUGGUGUCGUCCACAACCGUUCGCUUCAUAAGCUUGAAGCCGAGAACAAGGUUAAGCACGAAUACGAGCGCAAGGAGCGACUUAUCGAGCAAGCCAGAGAACAGUACGCGAAGCUCAACGCUGUUGCCGUCGACAGCUCAGCUGUUGUCACCGAUGUCGACAGCCCCAACUUCGACUUAGAGAAGUUCAUUGCCCACUUGGAACAAGACAAGCAAUAAACGCAUUAACUUCGCUGAUAUUGGCGCAGGAACUACCUUGUCGUUAGACGGCACCGUUGAAGACGGUGUUUGCACCUCCUUUUUUUUUUCUUUCUUCAAAACCACCUAUAUCAUUUCCAUCGUUUAAAAAGUGCGAUCCUGUCGCCAGGAGUGUCACCAUUUUUGCUGGUAUUGCCAAAUUUUUUCCUAAAUUUGUCUUGUCAUCGUUUCCUUAUAGACAGCUCUCCCGCAAUGAAAAUUGUAGAUUACCUUACUAGCUCUGAUAUGCGUAUCGCUACAUGUUUGCAUUUGAUGUGAUGGGAGUGACAUAGGUGAAUGUAUUCCAGAUAUUUUAUUCAACGACUUAUACACAAACAAAAUGUCAUAUGAAUACAAACAUUAUUGUAAUACUAUAGAAAAGGGACAAUGCAC